Molecule: messenger RNA, 1662 nt
Organism: Labrus mixtus (cuckoo wrasse)
Lineage: Eukaryota; Metazoa; Chordata; Actinopteri; Labriformes; Labridae
Product: myoD family inhibitor domain-containing protein 2-like
Exons: 3
Coding region: 146-736 (196 amino acids)
Source: RefSeq, a predicted model, not a curated record
AGUGUUUUGUAAGAACGGAAGAAACUUGCAUGACUCUUAAACUUAGCACGAAAAAAAAAGGGCUGCUUCUAAAAAUAUGCAUCGUUCUUGAAUUCAGUUAUUAUUAUCUGACUGUGUGUGUUUUAUCCAUUUUAUUUUGCAUAAGAUGACAACUCCCAAAAAGCCCCCUGUCGAUGAUGAGGAUUGUGUCGAGCUUGAGAAGACAGAGAACCAUGUGUCAGAUGGAAGCACCCCCGAGCCAGUGACGGGCGGUCCGUCUCGAAAGAUGAGGGGCAAGUCUGUCAGCGGGGUCCGCAGACUGAGCACCAUCUCAGAGCAAGAGCUGGAGAAGCCGGACACAGUUUCCAGCUCCCAUGAUCCCCUGGGGGGCAGUGAAUGGGGUGGAUCCAGCUUCUCCACGUGCUCUGACAAGUUUAAAAACAGCAGCAGCCCUUUUUCCUCGGAUGAUUCCUACCUGCCGGACUCUGCAGAUGACUGCGCCGCGCUUCUCCUCGCCUGUCUGCACUGUCGUUUCCACGAGUUAAUAAUGGUCCUGUUACCGGAUACAUGUGAGAGGGCCGUGAGCCGCUGUUUCCCCUCAUACAAAUACAUCAAGGCGUCCAGUGAGCGCGACCAGCAGGGGAGCGAUUGCUGCGCUUGUAAGAUGGAGCUGGACUGUAACUUCUGUGGCUGCUGCCAGGAUGCAGGAGAACUCAUAGAGCUGGCCAUGGAGAUAUCAGAGGUGUGCUACCGCUGACAAAUCCCCUUUCUGUCUUCCAACUCUGACCUGAAAACACAAUGAGUUCCCUUUAAAAAAACAAAAAAAAAACAACUUAAAGACUUGAAUGCUCCACAAACAGCAUUACUUUUUCAUCUUAUUCACAUGUGUGUGAUAAGUUUCCUGCAUUACAAAGGUUUUUUAUCAAGGCCUCAUGUUGAAAUUCACAUGAUCAAUAGCUUGUGCUAUUAAAGCAGAUUAACCACGCCCCGCCCCCUUUGAAACAGUCUAGAGUUGCUUGUUAUCAUGUGUCAGCUACAUUUACCCUACCAGAGAAGUGAAAACUUUCUGUUCUCUAAGCGGGCGAAGAUGGGACAGCAAUGCAUUGUGGUGAUGGCCAUGUCAUUGUGAGAACACCAUUACCUCUCCACGAGCAUCCUGUACUGGUAUCACUUCCAAACGCAUAAUUUAGAAGGCUGUGAACAUUUAGGAAAUCUCACCCAAUGCUACCAAAUAACAAAGUUGUCUGGUCCUCCUAAAGGCGAACUGAUUACGACGUAAACCUUAUCUGAUGCUCAGAUGAAAAAAAGAGUAAUGUAAUGCAUGUGAGGCUUUUUUUUUAUGAGAAACUAUUCUAUUGCUUCUAUUUAACAUAUUCAAAUCAUUUUGAUACGGCUGUUACAUUAUGUCUAAUAAAAAUGAAUGUGAUGUUAAGUGCAGUUAUCCCAGAGUUGCCUGUUGUGGAGAUGGUCAACAUCAACAUUUCACUCAUGGUGUAUUUCAACCACCAGAGGGCGCUGCUGACAGUAGACCAGCUGCUCCCUGAGCGGCCUGAUAGAGGCUGCACUCUGCCUGGUCUCUGAGGACUAGUCUUAUCACAAAACCACAAAACAGGGGCAAGAAGAUUUUAUAAGACAAUAAAAACGUCCGUCAACACUCUUUAACCCAAUAAAGCUACCUUUAAA